Chrysoperla carnea is the source of this 4126-nucleotide messenger RNA. RefSeq names its product hamartin (gene Tsc1). The record is from RefSeq and is a predicted model, not a curated record. Lineage: Eukaryota; Metazoa; Arthropoda; Insecta; Neuroptera; Chrysopidae. Gene Ontology annotation, cellular component: TSC1-TSC2 complex. The transcript has 16 exons. Bases 216 to 3941 code for a protein of 1241 amino acids. Gene Ontology annotation, biological process: regulation of cell cycle; negative regulation of cell population proliferation; negative regulation of TOR signaling.
AUAUCGGACUAUCGGAGUGAACUACAGUAAAUCUUGAUAGCAUAAUAUAUGCCCUUAAAUAAAAAAAUAAUUUCAUAGGUUGUUACAUAUCGAAUGUAACAAUGGGCAUCACAAAUUAUAAUAUUUGAAAAUAAAUACAAGAACCCAAUUUUCGCAAUAUUGAGAGAGUAUGGUCAGUUUUUUGGUUGACAUAAUAAUUUUAAAAUACGAAAUUUAUGGAAACAAUGGAGUUAUUCAAUUCCUUGGAGUCAAAUGAACCAAAUGUAGCCGAACAAAUCAAAAAACGUUUCCAUGAAAAUUUUGUAACAUCUAAAGAACCUUGGCUAUUACAUGGAUUAUUCGAUUAUUUUGUACAAACAAAUUCUAUACGAUCUGUGGAAAUUAUUGUCAGCGCUGCCAGGGAACCUCAUGUUAAACAUUUAUAUGAUCGGAUUGAUGAGGGUCUUAGACAGCCAAUUAAACUUCAAGCUUUAACUUUAUUGGGCCAUGUAGUUCGUCGCCAGCCAUCAUGGAUAUAUAAAAUAACUCAACAUCCUUUACUCAAAAAUUUGUUAAAAUUACUUAAGACUGAAACGGAAAUAUUACCACUGAUGAGUGCUUUGUUAAUUCUUAUUAUUCUACUCCCGAUGAUACCAGCAAAUAUUGGACCGUAUUUAAAUGAUAUUUUUGAAAUAUUUAGUCGUUUGGCCGCUUGGAAUCGAAACAAUUCAGGUAAAUUUUCUGAAGAAUGUCUUGUACAUUUGCAAGUCGGGAUGUAUGCCUUGUUCCUUAGACUAUAUGGAAUGUAUCCGUGUAAUUUUUUAUCAUAUUUACGUCAAGUGUAUGGACCACGUGAUCAUUUGGCUGUAUUUAGCCAUACAAUAAAGCCAAUGCUGGAGACAGUGAAAAUGCAUCCUUUACUGGUAACAGCCUCCAAAGACAAUGAAAUUACUACAAAUCGAUGGAAAGAAAUGGGUCAUCAUGAUGUGAUCGUAGAGUGUGCCAAAUUAACAUUAGAUCCAUCAGAACGAUUACGUGAAGAUGCAUUUUCUGGUUUAACGUCAUCGUUUCGAUCAUCACGACCUGGUACUGAACACUCGAAUACAUCAUCAUCGUAUUUCGAUUCAAUACAUUUUCCGAUACAAACAUCCAGUUACCAUCCAUCAUCGUAUUUAAGUUUGGCAAAUGAAUUAGAUAGUACAACAUUUAGUCCAAGUGUUUAUUUUCAAUAUUCAACAUCACCGCCAGCUUCUGAUAUUAGUGUUACAACGUCUAUAUCGCAUACACCUAUUGGAAAUAGUUCUACACCGCAAGCAAUUAUAUCUCAUACAACAUACGCGCAUCAAGAAGGCACAUCACCACCAGAGGCUGCUGUUGAGGCAACUCCAGAAACAACACCUAUUAAGGAUUUAAGAUUAUUAUCGACAAAACCGGUACCACCAAAUUCAUCUGUUGUGCGUGCAUUAACAAAUUUUAAUCCAACAAAAUGGGGUGAUAUUGGAUUAAGUUUAAGUCAAUCACAACCAUCAUCACCAAUGAAAAAAGAGACAUCAUCCGCAUUUAAAUUCCCUACCGAUUCAUCACAUUCAGCAUUUGAACAACCGCGUAAAGAUAUAAUUGUAAGCAGUAUCAUCGAUCAUAACAAAUUCGAUUCAUGUCGUCUAUCACGUCUUAUGUAUGAUAGGAGUGUGGUGAACGAAUCAUUUCCAGACCAUAGACCGAAUUCAAAUUUACGUUCAAAAACACCAUUAAAUCAUCCAACAAGUCCAUUACGUGUCAUAUCAUAUGAUUCAAGUGUACCAAAUAGUCCUGUACCAAUUGAAACAACAGCACCAGUACCGGGUGCAAAAGAUUGGCAUGUAGCAAAACCAAAACCCGAAAAGAAUGGAUUCCGUUUUGAAUCACCGGUAACACAAGAUAUUAGCCAAGAAGACCAAGAAGUUGUUGAAAUUGUUAAACAAGGCGAACAGUAUCGUAAUCAUAAUAAUGAUACAACGUUAAUGGAAUCAUUAACAUUACAUCAUACAAAUCAACAUCCGAAUUGCGAUAGUGUAUUACAAGAUUUUCAUAAUGAACCGCAUAACGAGGAUUUCGAAGAAUGUGAACAACAGUUAGGAUCACCGUGUACAAUGGGUGGCCUUCAUAUGCCCAAUUCACAAUCAAUGAUACAUCUUGUGAAACGUGUAAAUAGGUUAAGGUUUUAUAGUCAGUGUGUGGCAGAUACAUCAUCAAUAGAUUAUUCAACGGGCAGCAGUCCUAACGAUCGAAUACACAUACAUGAAAAUAUAAAAGUAAGGCGGGCAAAUUCAUGUCCUGAAAUGAAGAAAAGUUUUACAGUGUUGCCAUCAGAGCCAUUGAGUAAAGUACUAAAUGAAAGUGAUGAAAUUGAAUCUUCAAAUACUAUACUAGUCUCAGAAAAUAACAAUAAAGUAUCUUCUCUGCUUUCACCGCCAGCUUUGAAUGGAAAUGUACAAGAACAACAACUGGCUAAACAAUUUAACACAAUUGGUAUUCAAACAAUUGAAACAUGGCCUCAACCAUAUGAAUAUUUAUUUCUAGAUUUAUUCCCAUCAGUAGAAACAACAAAUACUGAAUAUACACAGACAUCUGCGGGGCCCAGUCCAGCCCCUUCAGCAUCACAUCAACAACAACAACAAAAUACAGUUGUACGAUUUUCGCCAUAUGAUAUGCUAGAUAAAUAUAUAGAAACAUCUAAACAAAUCGGGGAAAAAGAUUCUCGGCGAAUAAAAAACUAUGAAUCAGAAAUUAAAUCACUUAGAGAACAACUUGAAUUAGUGUAUUUACAAGUACAAUUUGAACGUCAUCGUCGAGACGUCCAUUCCGAGCGUAAUAGACGGUUAAUGGGUAAAGCAAAAAGUAAUCGGGCAUUUGAAGAGUACAAUAAUGCAUUGCGUGAUCAAUUAGCGUUAUUACAAAAAGAAAUAGAAAGUCUUAAAUCUCAAAUUGAAUCAAAUAAACGAGAAUCGUCAACAAAUGAGAAGAGAUUACAAGAAGAUAUUGAUUAUUGGCAAAAACAAUGCACAUUACUUCAAGAUGAAAAUAAAAUGUUAAAACAUCAAAAAGAAAAUAUGGAGGAAGCAAUUCAAGAUCAAAAUAAAAAAAUUAUUGCAGCUAAUACAGAACGACAACAAACCGAAGCUACGCUUUUAGAUUUACGUAAUGAAAUGCAUUUUGCUAUAACACAAGCAAUUGCCGGUGAACAGGUUCGCGCUGAUUUUGAACAGUUACAAAAAGAGCAUAUAUUAUUAGGUGAAUUACAAUUAAAAUAUCAAGAACGUUUUGCAGAUUUACCAAAUUUAAAAUGUCGUGAUGAAGAAAUUGAAUUUAUGACUGAAGCAUAUGCUCAAGAAAUUGAAGCACUUAAUCAGCAAUUAAUGAAUCGUAAUGCAAAAAUCGAAGCUUUAAAGGUGCGAAAUACAGAUUUAGAGAAUGCAGUGCAGCGACAUGAUGAAAUAUGUUCCGAGCAAAAACGUAUUUUAACAGUAGUAAAAGAAGAAUAUCAAGAAAAAUUAAAUGCUGUAGAAGCGAAAUACAACACACAGCAUGCAAUAAUAAAGCGAAUGGAGGAGAACUUACUAGAACUACAUACACGUAUUGAUCGAUUUGAGUAUGUAUCGAGACGAGUUCUAAGAUCACCAGUGAGUAUGAGUAGUGACAUUGGUAGCGGUGAACGAGCUGGUGGCCCUAGCCCUCAUUCCUCGCCGCCAUUAUCGGUAUCACUUACAUCGUCCGAGGGUGGAGGCAGUAUGGCAUUUUUACAAACUGGUGCAAGUACAGCGUGCGAUGUGGAGAUAAAAAAUUUACAAGAUAUAGUGGAUCAACCAGAAAGCAAAACCAACAGCAGCAUAUUGAGUGAUGCAGAACCAACAACCAGUAGUAAAAUGACUUUAGGAACAUCAAGUAGUAGUAAUCGACAAACGGAUAAUUCAAAUAUUACAUAAAUAUUUUCAUACUUUUGUAUUGAUUAUUUUGUUUUAUGACAAUUAUUGAAUAUUAUAUUAUUAAUUGAUUGAUGGUGAUUAUAAUUAAACAAUAAUAAAAUAUUUUUUAACGUUUAAUUUCAAUCAUCUUCAACAAUGUGAACACACAUGUGAUUUUUUAAAAACCUACAUAUUUUUUUGUUUUU